AUGUAUAUUCAUGCACUGCAGGAAGGAGGCCUGCUCAAGCUGUGGAAGAAGUAUGGGCUGGUGCUCAAGGAAGGCUUUCUCUACUUCCACCCAGCAGGAUCAGGUGACCUGUCAUCACCUGAACAGUACAAGUUUGUGCUUGCCCUCAACAACUCCUGGAAGGCAAUCUACAUGCAGCUGACGUCACUCAUGGGCAAGAAGAACUGCCUGGAGCUGGCGGGCGCGGCGCAGAGCUACUUGGUCUGCUUCGGCAGUGAGGCAGAGCGUGAUCACUGG
Molecule: messenger RNA, 276 nt
Organism: Acanthamoeba castellanii str. Neff
Lineage: Eukaryota; Discosea; Longamoebia; Acanthamoebidae
Exons: 2
Source: RefSeq, a predicted model, not a curated record